Messenger RNA from Priceomyces carsonii, 546 nucleotides. RefSeq names its product ribosome biosynthesis protein (gene NIP7). The record is from RefSeq and is a predicted model, not a curated record. The transcript has a single exon. Lineage: Eukaryota; Fungi; Ascomycota; Pichiomycetes; Serinales; Debaryomycetaceae. Bases 1 to 546 code for a protein of 181 amino acids. Gene Ontology annotation, molecular function: RNA binding. Gene Ontology annotation, cellular component: nucleolus; nucleus; preribosome, large subunit precursor. Gene Ontology annotation, biological process: ribosome assembly; ribosomal large subunit biogenesis.
AUGAGGUCCUUGACUGAAGUUGAGACAAAGGUAGUGUUUGAGAAGUUGGCAAACUAUAUUGGCAGAAAUAUAACAUUUUUGAUCGAUAAUCCAAACGAUCCAUACGUUUUCAGAUUGCAAAAGGACAGAGUAUAUUAUGUCUCUGAAUCUAUAGCCAAGCUCGCUACCUCAGUUAUGAGACCAAAGCUAAUGUCCCUAGGAACUUGCAUCGGUAAAUUCACAAAGACAGGAAAAUUUCGUCUACACAUCACAGCAUUACCUUACUUGUCCAAAUAUGCUAAAUAUAAGAUUUGGGUGAAGCAGAAUGGCGAAAUGCCGUUCAUGUAUGGAAACCAUGUUUUAAAAGCACAUAUUGGAAGGAUGUCUGAAGAUAUUCCAGAACACGCCGGUAUCAUAGUUUAUUCCAUGAGCGAUAUACCCAUCGGUUUUGGAGUAAGUGCCAAAUCCACUAUUGAUGCGAGAAAUUUACAGCCUACCGCAAUAGUAGCAUUUAGACAAGGAGAUAUUGGAGAAUACUUGCGUGACGAAGACAGCCUUUUUACUUAA